Molecule: messenger RNA, 450 nt
Organism: Maudiozyma saulgeensis
Lineage: Eukaryota; Fungi; Ascomycota; Saccharomycetes; Saccharomycetales; Saccharomycetaceae
Source: the annotation of a GenBank genome assembly
AUGUCUACAUUAUAUCAAAUUGGUACAGAAACUAAAAACAGAAUUAGUAAAUUUCGUAUCUCUACGGGGAGAGCUGAUUCAAUAAAGGGUCUAUCUAUCAAAAUUGAACCAAAGACAUAUGAAAUUGUAAUUGAUGAAGAUGAACAAGAAGAAUUGGAUGACAUGACUGAAUUAAGCGAAUUGGCUGAAAUAAUGCCAGAUAACUCGCCAAGAUACCUAUUAUUAGCUUACCCAAUGACAAACAAGGACGGAAUCAAACAAACUCCCUUGAUAUUAAUAUACUGGAAACCAAGUACGGUGGUGUCACAGGAAUGGAAAAUGAUGUAUGCUGGUGCUUUAGAAAUGGUAAGAAAUGAAUGUGGUACUUAUAAAUUAGUAGAAGUAUCAUCCGGAUUAGAAGAUGAUGAUGACGUAGAAGAUUUGAUAGAACAAAUAGAGAAAUCUAAUUAA